AUGAGUCUGCCAGGUCUGACUUCAUUAGCAUCAUUAGAAUCAUUAAUUGGCGCUAAUCAAAGUCGAUAUGUUAAACUGGCAGUAAAUCGUUCCACUCCAUCAUCAUCGUCAACCGAUAGUUUAGUAAGUAAAUUAGUUAAUCCAUUUCAUGAUUCUGUUACUGCUCUUAAUUUAGCAAGACUUGAAAAUGAUAUAUUUCCUUGUAGAUUACCAUUAAUAUCAUCCAGACCUCCAUCAAAUCAUCAAUCAAUUCUGGAAGUAGGGGUCUUUUAUCCUCCUACAAAUAAUUCUAAUUCUCAAGGUUCAGAAUCACUAUUAAAGAAACGGGGAUUAUUUACUAGAACUAAUACUGGUGAUAGUUUUACAGUAACUACAAGAUGUUCACCAUUAGUUAGUUCUCCAAUAAUUAUUAAAAGUCAAUCAAGUAUAGAGAUUGAUAAUGCCUUCUUAACUUCCGAUAAUGAUAUUGUUGAUAAUGAAGAAUUCACAAGAGUUAGAACCGUGUAUCGAAAUGUUUUAGGGAUUAGUCCUAAUGAUAGUAGUAUUAAUAUAACUCCCAAUCAAUCGAAUAGAUCAAGAUCAAGUCUGCAAUUAAGUAGUAGUAUUAAAUUUCUGUCAGGUUUCAGUUAUUGGCCUCAGUGUUUAAGAAGACCAAGUUCAGAUAAUUCUGGACUAUCUGAUUCUUCAACUGUUGAAGAUUUUAGUACUAGUAUAAUCGUAAAUAGAGGUAAGAGUACAUUAACUAAAUUAUUGGUGGCAGCUCAAGAUGAUCAACAUUCAACUGAAGAAAUAAGUUCAAGUGAUAAUACACCAAUAAAGAUUGAUGAACCAAUUAAAACAAGUACAAAACGAAGAGGUAGAAAGAAGAAACCUAAACCAUCAAUUGAAUCUGAUCCAACACCAACUCCUCAAUUGUUUGUAACCCUUAAAGUUAAAUUUGUUAAGACACAAUCAUCAUCUAGUGAACCAAAAGAAGAAAUAGAAACUUUUGAAACCGAUGAUGAAGAUGAAGAAGAGGAAGAGGAAGAGUAUAGGCCAGGUACCAGACAAACUCGUAGUAAACGAAUUAAAUUAAGAAUUAAAGAAGAAUCAUAUGCUCCUGAAAAGAAAAGAAGAUUGGGACCAAGAUCAAAAAGUGGAUGUUGGACUUGUAGAGUUCGUCAUAAAGCAUGUCCUGAGAAUAGACCAAUUUGUGGUCAAUGUAUAAGAUUACAUUUAACUUGUGAUUACUCAUCCGUAAGACCUCAUUAUAUGACUGAUCCUAUACUACAAGCAGCCAAGUUAAAGGAAAUUAGAGAUGUAACUAAUCUUCAAAAACGUAUUAACUUUAAAAGAAGACGGGAAACUUAAUCAUAAUCGAG
Scheffersomyces amazonensis is the source of this 1361-nucleotide messenger RNA. It is a transcript of the gene UME7, whose product is annotated as DNA-binding transcriptional regulator. NCBI's taxonomy places the organism in Eukaryota, Fungi, Ascomycota, Pichiomycetes, Serinales, Debaryomycetaceae. The coding region runs from base 1 to 1350 and encodes 449 amino acids. Gene Ontology annotation, biological process: regulation of DNA-templated transcription. Gene Ontology annotation, molecular function: DNA-binding transcription factor activity, RNA polymerase II-specific; zinc ion binding. The record is from RefSeq and is a predicted model, not a curated record. The transcript has a single exon.